AUGGAGGCUCAGCGCCGGAGGCGUCCCCAUUCCCCCCUACCGGACGCCGUCGCGCGCCCCGACUACUUCGUCGGCGAGGUCGACCGCGUUCGGUCGUCGCUGACCGAGGAGCAGCGCGCCUCCCCGCAGUACGCCGCCGACAACCACGAGGCGUGGGCGGCGUACUUCAAGCGCCGUCAGGAGCAACGCCUCGCCUCCACCAACGGGGCACCGGUGGUGGGGGGCGGCCGGUGGAACAGCGACGGUCGACGCCUGUGGUGGUCCGUCUCCGGCCGGACGCUCCGCGAGGUUCUCGCGCACCUAGAGGGCGGCAACAACCCGCCGCUCACAUACCCGGCCGCCGCCCCGGUCCCCCGACGCGGCGCAGGGCAAUGGAUGCCAAGGAGACAACCCAGCCGGUCGUCCUUCUCCCCAAUCUGCAUCUCGCCCCUCGCCUCUCGCCACCGCCGCCGAUCCCCUUCCACCACCACCGCCACCGCCGCUGCUCUUCCAGCUCCGACCGCUCCCACCCCGCCGCUGCUCCCUCCGCUCCCGCCCCGCCGCGCUCUUUCAGCUCCGACCGCUCCCACUCCUCACGCCCGCGCUCUUCUCCCAAUCUCUGCCCCGCGCCGCCCAAAAUCGCCCUGCACCCACCGCUGGCUGCGGCGCCACCCGCCCCCGCGCUGCAGAUCCACACCUCGCCACCUCCCUUGCGUAGCACGAGCUCCACCGACCAGGCCCUCCUACCGGGCGCCGCCCCGCUGCCCCUCGCCGUCUGCUAGGUUUGAGGUCACCGGGCCUUCUCCGCGGCGCUACCUUCCCUCCGCCGGCAGAUCCGGUUCGGCUCCUUUAGCGGCAUGGUGCUCAGCUCCUCCAGUGCUAAGGUGCUCCAGCGGCAAGUUGCCCCUGCUGAUCUCCUCCUCCUCUGCAAGGCGCUCCAGCGGCAAGGUGCCCCUGCUGAUCUCCUCCUCAUCUGCAAAAACAGCAGUAGCAAACCAGGGCUUGGUUCUGCUCCCUGCCCCAAUUGCAUCUUCAGGAACCUUCUCAUCUUGCCAAAAAAUGUAUGCAUGUCCACUGAUUAAGACAUGGUAUAUUAGAAAGGAGUGGCCAGAGCACACAUUUGUUUCUGUUAUGGAAAUACAAGUGUUGCCACUGUAAAUACAAAAGGAGUGGGCAGAGCACCUAUUCUGCAUGUGAAUUAUGUUUAGUCGCAGUUUGCAAGUUUGCAUGUGGAUUAUGUUUAGAUCUCAAGUUUGCAAGUUUGCAAGUCGUUCCCCAAAAUUUCAGGGGCACCACAACUGAACUGAGGCUCCUUCAGUUCAAUAUUUUGUGCAGGGACAAAUAGUUACCCCUUUCUCCUGAAAUGUUGAUUAAUUUCCGUUUUGGUUGAGAAUGGGGCACUCCUAGGUCAAUAAAAUUAGCAAAGGUCAUGCCCAACUUUCUUGACCUAGAAGGUGCCCGAUUCUCAACCAAAACAAAAAUUAAUCAACAUUUAUAGACAAUGUUAUUUCU
Messenger RNA from Triticum aestivum (bread wheat), 1491 nucleotides. Its product is annotated as WAS/WASL-interacting protein family member 3-like. The record is from RefSeq and is a predicted model, not a curated record. NCBI's taxonomy places the organism in Eukaryota, Viridiplantae, Streptophyta, Magnoliopsida, Poales, Poaceae. Bases 1 to 1137 code for a protein of 378 amino acids. The transcript is spliced from 4 exons.